Messenger RNA from Penicillium diatomitis, 501 nucleotides. RefSeq lists its product as uncharacterized. Lineage: Eukaryota; Fungi; Ascomycota; Eurotiomycetes; Eurotiales; Aspergillaceae. The transcript has a single exon. Bases 1 to 501 code for a protein of 166 amino acids. The record is from RefSeq and is a predicted model, not a curated record.
AUGUCUCCAAACCUCUUCUUGUGCUUGCGCACUCUCUUUUGCCCAACUUACUGGUUCCAAAAAGGCGAGCGCAUCGACGGCAACGUGAAACGCGAGCAGCACUGGGACAGCCCCGUCCCCGGCACCUACAAGUUCCUCCCCGGCAAGGGCUGGCAUUUGAUCAAACGUGAUGACAGUGAUCACCAGGAAAAAGUGCCUCAGGCCAUCGUCUACUGCCGCAUUCUGCACCGAUACAUGUUCGAGACCGAGCUGAAUGAUCGAUGCCGCUGGUACUCGGCUCCGUUGCAUCGGGGCGCGGCCCCCGAAGAGCUCCGCUUCUUCCUUCUGGAUGACGGCAUCCAUUGGGUCGCUGGCUGGGAUGCCCAAGGCCGAUUCAUUCCUGGCCCGUACCCGAAAUGGUACCUGGAUGAAGACGGAGUGACCAUGCACCGUGGCGCCUCGCCCUGUUCGAGUGCCACUGUGUCACGAUGCAGCAGUGUCAUUGCCGGCAAAUCUGGUUGA